AUGGGUCAUGGUGGCAUGGGCAAGACAACUCUCUUGCAACACAUCUAUGAAGAUCUGAAAGAAGAAUUUGACCUGAGUAUGUGGGUUUGUGUUUCGAACGACUUUGAUGCAAAAAAGAUCAUUGCCUUUCAAGAGAGUCUUAAAGCUACCGUGCAAUCGAAAAGAUUCUUGCUUGUUCUGGAUGACAUUUGGGAGGAAGAUAUGAACAAAUGGGAGAAUGUACUCUGCCCUCUAGUUUACGGAGGUUUGAGAAGUAAAAUUUUGCUAACUACCCAGAUGAAUACAGUUGCAUCGGCGAUUGCUAAUGUGGUUAGUAAGGAUAAAGAAAUUUAUUCAUUAAAAGGCUUGGGGGAAGUGUGUUUGAAGCUACUCAACACCCAUGCUUUUGCUGGUGUAGAUAACCUUGGUUCUUAUAAAAAAUUAAGAGACAUUGCUAGUUUGAUAGUUAAAAAGCUUUCAGGAUUUAGGCUGAAAGCAAAAGUCAUCGGUGGUGUCUCAAUUCUAAAUUGA
Phalaenopsis equestris is the source of this 510-nucleotide messenger RNA. Its product is annotated as putative disease resistance protein RGA3. Lineage: Eukaryota; Viridiplantae; Streptophyta; Magnoliopsida; Asparagales; Orchidaceae. Bases 1 to 510 code for a protein of 169 amino acids. Gene Ontology annotation, molecular function: ADP binding. The transcript has a single exon. Gene Ontology annotation, biological process: defense response to other organism. The record is from RefSeq and is a predicted model, not a curated record.